AUGUCGCUCGCUCCGCUCUCCGUGCCUGAGCACAAGUCCGGGCAGCUCAGUAUUAAUCUGGGUUCCAACAACCCUUUCCGCAAUCGUGCCAUUUCUCCUUCGAGCACUUCUUCUGUCUCCCCUGGCCCGCGACCAGAACGACCUCGCUCGACAAAUCCUUUCUUGGAUAAUACCGAGAUGACAUCGCCUCAAUCUGCCCCAACUGGGUCUAUCCAGUCACCUUCGAGUGAGAAGCAUCCCUUCCUGGGCAAUACCGCCGAGUUAUUUGAAAAUCUCUCGCUCAACUCCAGUUCAAAGGAACGUCGACCUGCACCCCCUCCUCCAGAAAAGUCAUCUUCAUCAUCCCGACCCUCUGCCCCUCGGCCGUCUACCUCCCGACCGCGACCAGAGACUCGAGAUCGUGAGAGAAACCGUGAUCAACCGAAAGACAAGAAGCGGGAACAAGACCCAUUCGACAUCUUUGCUGAUCCUCCAAAGAAAGAAUCCUCUCGCCCUCCACGACCUCGCGAAGGACGCCCUCGUCCUCGCCGGAACUCUGAAUCUUCCAUUAUGGAAAGACCGAAGGUCUUGGACCCAGAAGAUGAAAGGCGUCGACGCGAGAGACGACAUCGUGAACGCGAACGUGAACGUGACGGGAAGCCUCGCUCUAAACGCUCACCUGGCUAUCGGCUAGAUGUCAUCGACAAGUUGGAUGUCACCUCUAUCUUUGGCACAGGAUUGUUUCAUCACGAUGGUCCUUUUGACGCAUGCAAUCCUAAUCGCAACCGCAAAGGCUCAAAGCAAGCGCCGAUGCAAGCCUUCCCCAAAGACUCCAAGAACAUGGCUCUCGGUGGCGCUGGUCCGAAUAACUCACGACUUAAUCUGGAACUCAUUCAUGGCCACACUGCUGAAGGCUAUCAGGAUUAUUCCGCUACUGGCAUUAAGAAAGAUGAAACGUUUGAUUCAGCUCGUGCCGAGAUUAUUCAUGGUAAUGAAAGCAUGGGUCUCGGUACAAGUACUUUCUUGGAGGGUACGCCUGCUAGCCGUGCAGCGAUUCAACGACGCCAAAGCGAAAGUGACCAACAACCACCAGCCGGCGGUCUUCAGCGCACCAAGAGCUUGGCACAGAAAUUCAAGGGUAUCAAUCGAACGGGAACCGUCAGGGUCACAUCUCCAGAUGCUACCCAAAAAAGCCCAGCAAGUGCGGGUCCUCCCAGUAGCUCCAGUCGAGCCCAAGAGAGCAACCCUUUCUUCCAGGAUUAUGAUGAGGCCUACGAUGCGAAGGGAAGCAGAAUAGAUGAAGCCAGAAUUGGUGGGCGGAAUCGAGCAUCUAGCAGCCCGAGAAGGGCGACUGCGCUGGAGAGGAAGACCACGAACGGAUCGAUUGGUGCGGAAGAGAACAGACAGAAUGGAGGUGGUUUUAUGAACCGUAUGAAGAGUUUGAGACGACCACGACCGGAAAGAAGGAUGCCUUCCGAAUAA
Talaromyces marneffei is the source of this 1461-nucleotide messenger RNA. RefSeq lists its product as uncharacterized. Lineage: Eukaryota; Fungi; Ascomycota; Eurotiomycetes; Eurotiales; Trichocomaceae. The coding region runs from base 1 to 1461 and encodes 486 amino acids. The transcript has 4 exons. Gene Ontology annotation, cellular component: cytoplasm. The record is from RefSeq and is a predicted model, not a curated record.